Messenger RNA from Aspergillus niger, 457 nucleotides. RefSeq lists its product as uncharacterized. Gene Ontology annotation, molecular function: dipeptidase activity. The transcript is spliced from 2 exons. Lineage: Eukaryota; Fungi; Ascomycota; Eurotiomycetes; Eurotiales; Aspergillaceae. The record is from RefSeq and is a predicted model, not a curated record. The annotation marks the transcript as partial.
AUGACUUUUGAGGACUUCCAAGAAUCUUUCAUCGACUCCGCCCUUCAGACCAUCCAAAAGCAUGAAGGUGUUCUGAAGGAAUUGAACCACCAGAUCUGGUCAAAUCCCGAACAGGCUUACGAGGAGCACAAUGCACAUCAAAGUAUCUGCGAUCUGUUUGAGAAACUCAAUCUUGAAGGUUAUCACAUAUGCCGGGGCGUUUAUGGCCUCAAGGCCGCAAUGAGGAUCGAUUAUAGACAAGGCCCGGGCCCUGGAAGACGAGUGGUCGCCUUCAAUGCAGAAUAUGAUGCCUUGCCGGAGAUCGGUCAUGCAUGCGGCCAUAAUCUCAUUACGACUAGCUCAGUGGCUGCGUUCAUUGCGACAUCCGAGACAAUGAGAUCGUUAUUUCCAGAAAAAGCAGAAUUUACUGUUCGGCUGCUUGGUACCGAAGCUGAAGAGGCCAGCGGGGGGGGGGGGG